This is a messenger RNA of Musa acuminata AAA Group (dessert banana), 1668 nucleotides long. RefSeq lists its product as uncharacterized. The coding region runs from base 278 to 1444 and encodes 388 amino acids. Gene Ontology annotation, biological process: endoplasmic reticulum tubular network organization. The record is from RefSeq and is a predicted model, not a curated record. Gene Ontology annotation, cellular component: endoplasmic reticulum tubular network. Lineage: Eukaryota; Viridiplantae; Streptophyta; Magnoliopsida; Zingiberales; Musaceae. The transcript has 5 exons.
CAGGCAAUGCGUGAUGGGGGCGGAGGCUCGUUGAAAAGAGCAAUUCUUUCUUUUGAUGUAAAGAAUAACCCCAUUCCCCAAGCACAUCCUAUUUAAUUCGGUAACCUCGGCCAAGCCAAGCCAAGAACCUACAACUUUCUCUCUUUCCUCUUCUUCUUCCUCUUCUUUGAGAUCCGGUCACUAUCAUAAGACCGGUAUCGAUUACCGCUCCGAUCUACACCCUCGCCCUCUUCCAAUCGUCCCUGCUUCGUUGAUCUGCUCUAAUUUGCCUGCUUAGAUGGCAGCGGACGAUGCCGGUUCGGCCGGAGGUGCGGAGAACCUAGCUGCGGGGGCGCCACCACCACCACCUCCUCCUUCUCCUCCCAAGAAGCAGCGGAGGGGGUUCGUGGCGCGGCUGUGGCACGGGAUCUUUGCGGGGAGGAACGAGGACUAUGAGAAACGGCUUCAGUACUUGUCCAAGGAGGAGGCUACAGUCCAUUCGCGGAUGAAGCGCCGGGCGCAAUCAUCACGGCGGAUCGUUCGCGAUCUCAUCGUCCUCUCCGUCAUCCUCGAGGUGGCAGCAGUGGCUUAUGCUAUCAUGACAACCAGAUCAGCAGAUAUGAGCUGGAAGAUGAGGGCUAUACGAGUUCUUCCUAUGUUUGUUUUACCUGGUUUAUCUUCUAUGAUUUAUUCAGCACUUGUAAGCUUCAUGAGGAUGCUUGAUCACAAGGACCAGAAGACACUUGAAAGGCUGCGAGCUGAGAGGAAAGCGAAGAUCGAUGAGCUUAAAGAGAGAACAAACUAUUACACCACACAACAACUAAUUCAGAAAUAUGACCUUGAUCCUGCUGCAAAGGCUGCAGCAGCAACAGUUCUGGCAUCUAAGUUGGGGGCUGACUCUGGUCUGAAAGUUUAUGUUGGAGAUGAACCAAAUACAAGUACAGUGGCAAAAGGCAGUGAUGCUGACCCUGUCAUAACCACUGGGCUGAGGAACAGGAAACAAUCACAUGCAAGAAGCAAUAGCACUGGGAGCACUAUUGUAUCUCAAAUGGUCAACGAAACUUCGGACGAGCUUGGGGUCGAUGACCAAGAAAUUUCCGCUCAGACUCAGAAGGUUGUUGAACACUACAAAGCCUCUGGUGCUAGUGAUGGUGGUUGGAUUGCUCGUAUAGCUGCAUUGCUUGUGGGUGAGGAUCCAUCGCAGAGCUAUGCGCUCAUAUGUGGCAACUGCCAUAUGCAUAAUGGACUGGCAAGGAAAGAAGAUUAUCCUCGCAUAUCUUACUACUGUCCUCAUUGUCAUGCUUUGAAUACAUCUCAGCAAUCAGGAGAGCCUGAUUCAGGUUCCAGUUCAGGCAGGGGCAUUUCAUAUGCUUCGGUUGAUGCCAAAUAUGAUAACAAUGCAGAAGUUCCUAAGUUGCCAACUGGUGAAAAGGAUGAUAAAGAAGAUGCCCUAGAGGUUAGUUGAUGAUUAUGGAAUUACAGAUUCUUGUUGUGCUUUCUUCUUCUUUGUUCUAUUGAUUGUGGCACUUGUGUUUGGAAUAGUAGAAGUUCUCUCUCUCUCUCUCUCUGUAACAUAAUGACACCACAUAAUUGCAUGUUUUAGUGGUUGUUUUUGUUGUCAAGUCAUCCUCAACAUAUCAAGUUUGGGAACUUAAAAAGAGCCUUUCAGCUUGUGGGAUCCUCGAGUCA